Molecule: messenger RNA, 1632 nt
Organism: Chrysoperla carnea
Lineage: Eukaryota; Metazoa; Arthropoda; Insecta; Neuroptera; Chrysopidae
Product: luciferin sulfotransferase-like
Exons: 5
Coding region: 79-933 (284 amino acids)
Biological process (GO): sulfation
Cellular component (GO): cytoplasm
Molecular function (GO): sulfotransferase activity
Source: RefSeq, a predicted model, not a curated record
AUCUGAUAAGAAGUUGUAAUACUUAAACACCCAAAUUUUUUAAACAUAUUAUAAAUUAUUAUUCAACUAAUUUGAAAAAUGUCUUCUAAAAUUAUUCCUUUCUCCAUAAACAAUAGUAUUGUGAAUUUACCGGAAGGAUAUGCAAGAAUUAGUGACGAUAUAGAAAAUUUUACUGUAAAACAAACUGAUAUUUGGGUUUUAGGAUUUCCCAAAUCAGGUACCACAUGGCUUCAAGAAAUGGUUUGGUGUCUAGCGAAUAAUUUGAAUUUAUCAUGUCAACGAUCAAUGCUUGAAAAAUUUCCAGUUUUAGAAUCAAAGAUGCAUCACCAUCAUUCGGAUGAGUAUUACAUACUAGAAUCAAUAAAAUAUUGUGAUGAUCUUCCUGAUCCAAGAUUUAUUAAAUGCCAUUUACCAUGGAAUGCAUUACCUAAGCAAUUACGAACUGGAGAGGCUAAACCAAAAAUUAUUUACAUCCAUCGUGAUCCAAAGGAUGUUGUAGUUUCAAUGCAAAAUUUUCUAAACAAUAUGGGCUUUUCAAAUCAAUCCAUUGAACAAUUGAGUGAAUCAAUGCUAGAAAAUAGGAUAAUGCGGGGUCCAUAUUGGAAUCAUGUGAAUAGUGCUUUUGAAAAUCAAAAAAUAUUACCAAAUUUAUUACUAAUAAGCUAUGAAGAUAUGCUGAACGAUUUAAGUUCAAUUAUUCGAAAAACUGCAAAACAUUUAGAAGUCGAUAUAGAUGAAAAUCAAAUUGAGAAUUUGAAACAUCAUUUAAGUUUCCAGUCGAUGAAAAAGAAUAAGACAAUUGCCGUCAGAGAAAUAAAAGGUGAAAUUAAAACGGUUUUAGCCAAAGGUGUAGCAGGACGUCAUAAAGAAAAUAUGUCACCUGAACUUAUUUCUCGAUUUGAAAAAUGGGAAAACGAAAAUAGGAAAUAUUAGUGUUUGUUUUAAUGACAUAAGAAGAUUCAUGUAUGCUAUUCCAUAGGAACCGUGAAUUUUUCAGGGAUAAAAAUAACCCUUUUUUCAAGAAUUUUUUGAUCCCUAAUGGGGAAGAAUUCGGGUUUGUUGUAAAUCCCUUUCAUAACACUUAGAACAUGAUUUAUAUGUGUUUCUAGAGAAGUCUGUAUUUUUGUUCCGUUAUUUUUUGGCAUUCACAGUGGUCACCUUAAGUUGAAACAAACUUCAACUCGAUAUUCCUGUAAUUUAUCUUCAAAUUAACCUAGCAAAUUGUAAAACGGUAUGUGAGUCUCAAGAAUAUGUCUCCUUUUAUGUAGAAAUAUUAUGUUUUUUUCGUGAUAAUUAUGGCUUUGUACAUCUUUACAGCCUCUACAAAUGGAACUGGAGGGUUGUCAACUUUCCAGUUUUCCUCCCUCGCUUUUUAAAUCAAAAUAUCAUGUUUUUCGUGGUAUAUUUAGUAAGAUAAUUAAGCAUUUUUAUGUGAAUUUUAUUAAGAUAAAAAGUGAGUCUUUUGGUUUUCAUUUCAUUUUUUCAAAAACUUGCAAAGACAAUAAUCUCAUUUCAAUAAGCUACAAUUAUUAAUAUAUAAGAGGACAAAAUGGCUUUAGUGAUGGAGUUCUGCUGCUCAUAACUUUUUGUUAUAUUUUAUAUAUAAUAAUACCUAAUAUUUUAACAUAUUUU